UGGCUAUGGGACGUCAUCGACGGGUUUAUCUACCCGUUCCAGGUAUUCUGCUCCUGGCGCUCGAAAGUCAAGUCCAAGACGGACGAUGAGUUCAUGAUGCUCGCGGACGGAAUAGGUAGGAACAAGGAAAACAAAAUUCUAGGCCUGCGGAGGAAGUGCUGCAAUCCAUUUCCCCCUAUACGGCUCUUCUACCGAACCCCUGGGUAUCUUUCUGUCCAUGGACUUCAAUCCGUGUGCAUGUACCUCGGCGACUUUACCCUUAGGCUCAAAGUCAUGGAUGUGGGGGAAUUCCUUUUUGUAACUCAUAUCUCAACUCAUUAUUAUGUCGACUUUUACUAUAUAAUGCUGCGCCGAUACCCUGAAGAUAUUCCGGCCUUCGUCACAGUUCUCGACUUCUUCCGACGUAUGUAACGCAUGCGAAUGCACUGGUUACGAACGGAAAGACCUACGAUCAAAUUGCGCAAGGUGCCGACCGGAUUCUAGCAUUGUAUGCAAUGUGCCAUUCUUUGGUUCUACCGGGAUCACCAUUCACUAGACUGGAUGAUAACAUCACUAACACUGCGAAAGAAAGAUACGGGGAUCAAAUGGGAAGGAUGAGUAGGGGAGGAAGCGAUUCACUUGUAACAUUCGAGGAACUAUUCCU
This is a messenger RNA of Lentinula edodes (shiitake mushroom), 643 nucleotides long. RefSeq lists its product as uncharacterized. The transcript is spliced from 3 exons. Gene Ontology annotation, biological process: translational initiation. Gene Ontology annotation, cellular component: eukaryotic translation initiation factor 3 complex; cytoplasm. NCBI's taxonomy places the organism in Eukaryota, Fungi, Basidiomycota, Agaricomycetes, Agaricales, Omphalotaceae. The annotation marks the transcript as partial. The record is from RefSeq and is a predicted model, not a curated record. Gene Ontology annotation, molecular function: translation initiation factor activity.